CCUGGGCAUCAGUAGCUUGUCUCCUGUUGGCAUCCCUUUCUCAUCCUUCUAGGCAGAACAGCUUCGUGCCCAGCAGCGAUGGACCCUCAGAACUGCGGCUGUGCCACUGGUGGCUCUUGUACCUGUGCUGGAUCCUGCAAGUGCAAAGACUGCCGGUGCACUUCGUGCAAGAAAAGCUGCUGUUCCUGCUGUCCGGUUGGGUGUGCCAAGUGUGCCCAGGGAUGCGUCUGCAAAGAGCCCCAGACCGACAAGUGCAGCUGCUGCCAGUGAUUGCCGAGAGGAAAAAAACUUCCUUGUUCUUGUAAAUACUGUAAUUUGUACAAAUCCGGUUUCCUCUGCUCUGAAAGUUUUUACUUUUUUUUUUUUCUAUGAAAUGUGGUGACAUUUGACUGAAAAUAAAAUCAAUGAGUAAAACUCCAAA
Molecule: messenger RNA, 421 nt
Organism: Tachyglossus aculeatus (Australian echidna)
Lineage: Eukaryota; Metazoa; Chordata; Mammalia; Monotremata; Tachyglossidae
Product: metallothionein
Exons: 3
Coding region: 79-270 (63 amino acids)
Molecular function (GO): metal ion binding
Source: RefSeq, a predicted model, not a curated record